AUGGAAAACAAAGAUUAAAUAUAAAAGAAUAUAAAUUUUGUUUGGAAAGAGUUUUAAGAAUAGCAGAGAGGCAUUAAGCAGGUAUAAACAAAAUUAAACUAAAAAGAAAAGUUAAAUUAAAAUUAAAAAAGAAAAGAAAAAGAAAUUAAAAUGUCUGAAGAAGAAAAUUUCGAACAAGGUGAAUCCGGCUCUUCCCACACCUACCCCAUGCAAGCCGGUAACGUUAAGAAGAACGCUUACGCCAUGCUUAGAGGUUUCCCUUGCAAGGUCGUCGAAAUGACCACCUCCAAGGCCGGUAAGCACGGUCACGCUAAGGCCACCAUCGUCGGUGUCGAUAUUUUCACCGGUAAGAAGUACGAAGAUUCUUGCCCCACCUCCCACAAUAUGGAAAUUCCCUUCGUCAAGAAGAACGAAUACUAAUUGAUCGAUAUCGCUGAUGACGGUUACGUUACCCUCUUACUCGAUAACGGUGAAACCAAGGAAGACCUUAAGCUCCCUGAAGACGAACCCGAAUUAGUUGAAAAGUUAAGAGCUGACUUCUCUGCUGAAAAGGAUAUCCUCGUCUCUGUCAUCUCUGCUAUGGGUCAAGAAAAGAUCAUCUCCUACAGAGAAACCAGUGGUGCUAAGUCUUGA
Messenger RNA from Tetrahymena thermophila SB210, 633 nucleotides. Its product is annotated as eukaryotic translation initiation factor 5A. Gene Ontology annotation, biological process: positive regulation of translational termination; positive regulation of translational elongation. The record is from RefSeq and is a predicted model, not a curated record. NCBI's taxonomy places the organism in Eukaryota, Ciliophora, Oligohymenophorea, Hymenostomatida, Tetrahymenidae. Gene Ontology annotation, molecular function: translation elongation factor activity; ribosome binding; RNA binding. The transcript has a single exon.